UCUUCAUUCCUUCGAACCAAAGCAAACGAAAACAACCAACCCUCUCUCUCUCUCUCUCUCUCUCUCUCUCUCUCUCCGCGAUACACAGCAAGUUCAGCAACAAUGGGGUUUGGCGCUGCAACAACGAUGAUCGUCACCAACACCCCCGGUAAAGAUCUCGCUUACACGAACUUGGCCUAUUGUUCCCACUCGGAUCUCCGCUCCUUCUUAGUCGCUGGAUCCCACCUCGCCUUCGCUCAAAUCGACGCCUUUGUCUUGUCUUUAUCCGCCCAUGAAAGCAUACCUAAUGACCAGAUAGCCCUCAAUGCCAUCCAACGUCGCCAUGCAAAAGUUUCUACUGGGGACACAAUAUUUGUGAGCAGGUUUAUUCCGCCUGAUGAAUUCGACCUAGCAUUGCUUACCCUUGAAUUGGAGUUUGUAAAGAAAGGCACAAAAGAUGAGCAGGUUGAUGCAGUUCUUUUAGCGCAGCAGAUUCGAAAGAGAUUUAUCAACCAGGUUAUGACAGCAGGACAGAGGGUAACAUUUGAGUAUCAUGGCAAUGGUUAUAUUUUCACUGUUAAUCAAGCUGUUGUGGAGGGCCAAGAAAAACCAGACAGUAUUGAAAGAGGGAUUAUUACAACAGAGACAUACAUUGUAUUUGAAGUAUCAAAAUCCAGUGGAAUAAAGAUUGUCAACCAGCGCGAAGCUGCUAGCAGCAACAUCUUCAGGCAGAAAGAGUUUAAUCUUCAGUCACUUGGUAUUGGUGGUUUAAGUGCAGAGUUUGCAGAUAUAUUUCGAAGAGCUUUUGCCUCUAGGGUUUUUCCUCCACAUGUGACCAAUAAAUUGGGCAUCAAGCAUGUCAAGGGAAUGCUGCUUUACGGACCCCCUGGUACUGGGAAGACUCUAAUGGCUCGGCAGAUUGGAAAAAUUCUAAAUGGCAAGGAACCAAAGGUUGUCAAUGGGCCUGAAGUACUGAGCAAAUUUGUUGGUGAAACUGAGAAGAAUGUUAGAGAUUUAUUUGCUGAUGCUGAACAAGACCAGAGAACUCAAGGGGAUCAAAGUGACUUACAUGUUAUCAUAUUUGAUGAAAUUGAUGCAAUUUGUAAGUCAAGAGGUUCAACUAGAGACGGUACUGGAGUUCAUGAUAGCAUUGUUAACCAACUCCUAACAAAGAUUGAUGGUGUUGAGUCGCUGAACAAUGUUUUGCUGAUUGGGAUGACCAACAGGAAAGAUUUACUAGAUGAAGCACUUUUGAGGCCUGGACGUUUGGAAGUCCAAGUGGAGAUCAGUCUGCCUGAUGAGAAUGGCCGUGUACAAAUUCUUCAAAUUCAUACAAAUAAAAUGAAAGAGAAUUCUUUUCUUGCUCCAGAUGUGAACUUGCAAGAGCUGGCUGCUCAGACAAAAAAUUACAGUGGGGCAGAGCUUGAAGGUGUUGCAAAGAGUGCGGUAUCAUUUGCUUUAAACCGCCAAUUAAGCAUGGAUGAUCUAACUAAACCAGUGGAUGAGGAGAGUAUCAAAGUCACAAUGGAGGACUUUCUAAAUGCCAUCAAUGAAGUUAGACCUGCAUUUGGAGCUUCGACGAAUGACCUAGAACGAUGCAGACUUAAUGGCAUGGUGGACUGUGGAGCGCGACACGAGCACAUAUACAAAAGAACUAUGCUACUGGCUGAGCAAGUAAGAGUGAGCAAAGGAAGCCCCCUUGUUACUUGUCUUCUAGAAGGUCCAAGUGGCUGUGGCAAGACUGCAACAGCAGCUACUGUCGGCAUUGAUAGUGAUUUUCCCUACGUCAAGAUAAUAUCUGCUGAAACAAUGAUUGGGCUUAGUGAAAGCACCAAAUGUGCUCAGAUUGUCAAGGUAUUUGAGGAUGCUUAUAGGUCACCAUUAAGCAUUAUCAUCCUCGAUGAUAUUGAGAGGCUACUGGAGUAUGUUGCAAUUGGACCUCGGUUUUCUAAUUUGAUCUCUCAAACAUUGUUGGUCCUACUCAAAAGGCUUCCUCCCAAGGGGAAAAAUGUUCUUGUGAUUGGUACUACCAGUGAGGUGGCUUUCUUGGAUUCAGUUGGCAUUUGCGAUGCAUUUUCCAUCACCUACCAUGUUCCGAAACUACAGGCAGAAGAUUCUAGAAAGGUGCUACAACAGCUUAAUGUCUUCUCUGAGGACGAUAUGGAUGCUGCUGCUGAGGCAUUGAAUGAUAUGCCAAUUAAGAAGCUAUACAUGGUGAUUGAAAUGGCUGCACAAGGAGAACAAGGCGGCGGAGCAGCAGCGGUUUACUCGGGUAGUGAGAAGAUCAGAAUUUCUCAUUUCUUUGAUUGCCUUCAGGAUAUAGUUCGGUUUUAGCGUGAAUGCACGCUUCUCACGACGUCUCCUCAAUUUUAGUUAUGAACCGCAGUUUUGUAUAUUUGCUUUAUGGAUAUAGUUUUGUUUUCGUUUCUCCUCCAUUGAUCUCCACUGUAGAGUUUGCCCAAGUUCUGGAUUGCAUUGGGUAUGUUUUCCACGUUUUCUUUUGGAACAGAUUAUAUUAU
This is a messenger RNA of Rhododendron vialii, 2498 nucleotides long. Its product is annotated as vesicle-fusing ATPase-like. Gene Ontology annotation, cellular component: Golgi stack. NCBI's taxonomy places the organism in Eukaryota, Viridiplantae, Streptophyta, Magnoliopsida, Ericales, Ericaceae. Gene Ontology annotation, molecular function: ATP binding; ATP hydrolysis activity. The transcript has 20 exons. The record is from RefSeq and is a predicted model, not a curated record. The coding region runs from base 103 to 2313 and encodes 736 amino acids. Gene Ontology annotation, biological process: SNARE complex disassembly; intra-Golgi vesicle-mediated transport; Golgi to plasma membrane protein transport.